Messenger RNA from Hirsutella rhossiliensis, 3522 nucleotides. RefSeq names its product reverse transcriptase (RNA-dependent DNA polymerase) domain-containing protein. The transcript has 10 exons. Gene Ontology annotation, molecular function: nucleic acid binding; zinc ion binding. The record is from RefSeq and is a predicted model, not a curated record. Lineage: Eukaryota; Fungi; Ascomycota; Sordariomycetes; Hypocreales; Ophiocordycipitaceae. Bases 1 to 3522 code for a protein of 1173 amino acids.
AUGCAGAGGGUUCUAGAGAUGCUGGCGAAGAUGGGGAACGAGAUGGUGGACCUGAAACAUAGAGUAUCCGAGCAAAGCGACACGAUCAGGAAGCUGAGCGCCACGGUUUACAAGCAAAGCACCAUCAUUCAAGGACAGGAAGAUCUGAUCCGAGGCUUGGAGGUCCAAGUCCAGGAAUCCAAGGAAGAGUUUCGACGCAAGAGCGAUGAGCACGACGCGGAAUUAAAACGGGGACACCAGGAUCUUCAGAGAGAAGUCGCCGCUUUGAAAGAGCAAUUGGCCCAGCUUACGCAGAAGCUGAAUGCUUCGGGUGAGGUGACUCUGUCAAGCGGCGCUCGAGCAACGUUUGCCGAUAUUGCGCGCACACUGCCAGCGAGCCCGCCGACGAGUCUAUCCAGCGUAGCUGUCCCAAGAAAGCAGCAGACAGCCAGCGAUCCUCUCCAUUGUACCAUCGACACAUCUCGCGCCAUCGAGACUGAGAUGAGAGCGAUGAACGGACAAGAGACCUGGAGAGACGAAGCCGAGCUUCAGAUGGUCAAAGAGGCUGCGCAGAAGACAGCCGUGGAAGGUUCACGAGUUAUGCGAGACCAGCUGUACCCGGUCCGAGUCGACAACGCCAACCGCACAGCAAUCCUUGACGCGGAAGGCAACGUUCUGCCUGGAGCGAUCGAGGCCUUGAGUGCCGAAAACAGAGUGACCAUUGGCAAGAUUUCCUGGUUGAGCAAACGAGAGUCUGGCAAAGCGUACGGGUCCAUGGUGGUGUAUGUCACCAAGAAAAGCGACGCAGAAAGGCUUCUAGAAGGGCACUACUUUGACCUAGCGGGAGAGUCAGCCACCACCUAUGUAUUCGAGCCAAGAACGGGACCAAUCCAAUGCUUCAACUGCCAGGAGAUCGGUCACAAAGCAUAUGCAUGCAAGAAGCAGCGGACAUGCGGCAAGUGCGCAAAGGUUGGGCAUCACCACAGAGUGCACAUGAUGCUUGAGUCCCUCCGCAUCCUACAGCUGAAUGCGCACAAGAGUGAUGUGGUGCAGCAAAGCCUGAUGAACGACGCAGGCCUCAAGGACUUUGCUGUGCUGGCUCUUUCUGAGCCGUAUGCGCGUGUUAUCGACGGAGAGGUGGUGACGAGCCCUAUGGGACACCAUAACUGGACAAAGAUGAUACCGACGUGUGCUCGUGACGGCCUGUGGCCGAUCCGUAGCAUGCUUUGGAUCCGAAGUGACCUUGAGGCGGAGCAAGUGCCUGUGCCGUCGGCCGAUCUCACAGCAGUGGUGCUCCGACUCGAGGAGGAAGUGAUGGUGGUAUCAGUGUACGUGCAAGGAAAGAACGACGAGGCGCUGACGAGCGCGAUGGAGCUGCUGCGCGACCUGAUCGAUCGCUUCCGUGAUGGGACAGGAAACCGCACAGAUGUGGUUCUGGCGGGAGACUUCAACCGCCACGAUCUCCUCUGGGGCGGAGAUGAAGUGGCGGACGAGGAGAGCACCAUCGACUUGGUGCUGGCAUCGGCAGAACUGGCAGACGAGGUGAUAUCCUGCAUGACUCACCCGACAGAUCACGGGUCAGACCACAGAGCGAUCCAGACGGCCUUCGACAUUCAAGUACCGGAGAGAACGUUUCCACAGCGCCUGAUGCUCAAGAACGCGCCGUGGAUCGCCAUCGCAACCAGGGUCGAGGACGAGCUUCGGCCUCUUCCGUGGAGUGUGGGGGUACAGACGCAGGCGGAUCAGCUCAUGAGGGUGGUCACCAAGGUGCUUCAUGAUCUGACACCUCGGGCACAGCCGCCGCCAUACGCGAAGCGAUGGUGGACAAAGGACCUGACGCGACUGCGGCAAACGUACACGUAUUGGCGCAAUCAAGCAAGGGCGCAGCGAAGAGUCGGUCAACCGCAGCCGGAUCUGGAGCAACGCGCCAAGGACGCUGCCAAGGAGUACCACGACAACGUGCGGAAACAGAAGAAGUCCCAUUGGGACGACUUCGUCACCGACGAGAACAACAUCUGGAAAGUGGUCAAGUAUCUGAAACCCGUCGUGAAUGUGUUCGAUGACAAGGUGCCGCCGUUGAGGAGAGCCGACGGCUCGAUCACCAAAGGCAAAGGAGAGCAAGGUGAGGAGCUCCUGAGCACCUUCUUCCCGCCUCUGCCAACCAUGAUCGAACCGGAGGGUGAGCGUCCGCAAAGAGAAGCGAUAACCAUGCCCGACCUCACCUUCGCCGGGGAGGACGGCCUCCCUGUGAUUGUGUGGAAGAAGCUCUGGCACGUGGUCAAGCAUCGGGUGUGGACGCUCUUCGACUCAUCGCUUCGAGAGGGCGUGGUGCCCCAUCAAUGGCGGACGGCCAAGAUCAUCCCGCUGAAGAAGCCGGUCGUUGCAGAACGCAUCAGCUAUGCAGUCGAAGCUCAUGGGCUGUUGCCCGCGAACCACUUUGGUGCACGGAAACGCAGGUCGGCAGACCAAGCACUCGUGCUUCUGCAGGAGCGGAUAUAUAAGGCUUGGAGAAUGGGCAGGGUUUUGAGUCUGGUCAGCUUCGACGUCAAAGGGGCGUACAAUGGAGUUUGCAAAGAGCGGCUGCUUGAGAGGAUGAAAGCUCGAGGCAUCCCGAGUCGCCUGGUCAAGUGGGUAGACGCAUUCUGCUCGGAACGGACCGCAUCGGUGGUUGUCAACGGGCACACAUCCGAGCAGCAAGCCCUGGCGCAGGCCGGCUUACCCCAAGGAUCUCCACUAUCACCGGUGGCAUUUCUGUUCUUCAAUGCGGACCUGGUGCAGAGGCGAAUCAGUAACAACAGCGGCUCCAUCGCCUUCGUGGACGACUACUCUGCCUGGGUCACUGGACCAACGGCCGAGUCGAACAGAGAGGGUAUUCAGUCGAUUAUCGAUGAUGCGCUCGAGUGGGAGAAGCGCAGCGGCGCCACAGGGAAUGAUGUCAAGCCGAAGGACAAUGUGAAGCUGCUGGGAGUCAUCAUGGAUCAAGCACUUCGCUUCAAGGAGCAUAUCGCCGGAAUGGCCUCACCACGAACGGCAAGGCAACUGUUCACUGCGACCGUAGCGCCGACCAUGGAUUAUGCCUCCAACGCGAUCACGGGAGGGUUCCGUACGGUCGCGACGGCUGUGGCCGAGGCCGAGGCCAGCGUGCAAUCAUUUCGAGAACGCCAUGCUCAAGCGGCGUCGAGAUUCUGGAUCAGAACGCAGACGCUGCCGAGGACGCAUCCCCUGACAUCCUUGAAGCUGAAGCUGAACAGAAGGUAUGCCUCGCCAAUGCAGAAGCUUGCCUCGGCGAUGGAAAGACUAGAUACCAAACGCCUGGAAACCAUCCACGAGUUCGCACUGGCGCCGUGGGACGACCGAGUGCAGGUAACAUAUGAGACGAACGGAGAGGAGGUGCUGAAGUCGGAUGACCCGGAGGACAUCACUAUCGCGACAUCCAGCUCUCAAAGGAAAGGCAAGGUCGGGUUGGGGGGCGUCGUUCGAGACGCUCUCCUCAACAGCGCAGACGAGGUGCUGGCCAGCUAUUCCGUCACUCGGCUCCAGUGA